AUGGCCCUGCGGCCGCCGGGGGAGACCGGACCCCAGGACAAGGGAUACUACCCGCCCGACUGGCUCCAGGGCAGCCCCCAACACCUGGCUGCCUACUACACGCCUUUCCCGGCUUACGGCCUCUACGGGAACACCCUGACCGCGACGGAGGAGGGCUUCCAGCCUUUCCGGCCGCUGGAGGCCCUGGCCGCGUCCCCGGCUCUGCCCCCCUUCGGCUUCCGGACCGCGCCUCCCUUGCUGAGCCCGGGCCUGGCCCUGCCGAGGGAACCUCUGUGCGACCUUCCCUGGUACAGCAAGCUGCCGGCCUGGUACCCAGUUCCCCACCUCCCCAGGGAGGGGCCGCACUUCCAGAACGGCAGUCGCGAGUUUACCGCCGCCGCCAGCGAGGGCUUGGUACACACCGCCGGCCGGAGCGACGGUGGCCAGUGUUGGAGACCUGAGACUUUCGCUCCGCCGCCCCCCGUAGAUGCUUCGUUGUUACCUGAGAGGCCGAAGCCCUCGCAGCUGUUAUCGGGGUCCCCCAGCGAGCCCUCUGAGGAUGGCCCCAAACUCGUGAACCGAGAGGGGAAGGCUUCUCGCCGCUACCACUUCACCCAGGAAGAUCUGCACUUGGUUCUGUACGGGGUCAUCCCCAGCCCGCAGCACUCAGCCCACCUGCACCACGCGAUCUCGGGCCUCCUGAUCCCCACCGACAGCUCCGGGGCUGAUUCUCUUCCUCAGACUCUGGAUAAGGACUCCCUUCAGCUACCAGAAGGUCUCUGCCUCCGGCAGACGAAGUUUGGUGACGUUGCACAUUUUGGGGUGUUCUGCAGCAGUCUUGUGGCCAAAGGAGUCAAGUUUGGGCCCUUUCAGGGUAAAGUGGUCAACACCAGCGAAGUCAAGACACACGGAGACAAUUCCCUGAUGUGGGAGAUCUUCGAAGACGGUCAGUUAAGCCACUUUAUUGAUGGGAAAGGAGGUGCAGGGAACUGGAUGUCCUAUGUCAACUGUGCCCGUUUCCCAUCGGAGCAGAACCUGGUGGCAGUACAAUGUCAAGGGCAGAUCUUCUACGAGAGCUGCAAGGAGAUCUACCAGAACCAGGAACUCCUCGUGUGGUACGGAGAUUGCUAUGAGAAGUUUCUGGACAUUCCUGUGAGCCUGCAGGUCCUCAAGCAGGGGAAGCAGGCGUCUGGGUCCUCCGAAGAGUCUGCGGAAGGGUACAGGUGUGAAAGAUGUGGCAAAGUAUUUACCUACAAAUACUACAGAGACAAGCAUCUAAAGUACACGCCCUGUGUGGACAAGGGUGACAGGAAAUUUCCCUGUUCUUUAUGCAAACGAUCCUUUGAGAAGAGAGACCGGCUCCGGAUCCACAUCCUUCACGUUCAUGAGAAGCAUCGGCCUCACAAGUGUUCCACAUGCGGGAAAUGUUUCUCUCAAUCUUCCAGUCUAAACAAACACAUGAGAGUCCACUCUGGAGACAGACCCUACCACUGUGUGUAUUGUACUAAGAAAUUCACUGCCUCUAGUAUACUCCGCACGCAUAUCAGGCAGCACUCCGGGGAGAAGCCCUUCAAAUGCAAGUACUGUGGUAAAUCUUUUGCAUCGCACGCUGCUCACGACAGCCAUGUCCGGCGCUCGCACAAGGAGGAUGAUGGCUCUCCCUGUAACACCUGUGGAAAAACCUUCUCAGAUCAGGAAGCCUUCCAGUCCCACGUGAAGUCUCAUGAAGAUUGCUAG
This is a messenger RNA of Rangifer tarandus platyrhynchus (Svalbard reindeer), 1716 nucleotides long. NCBI's taxonomy places the organism in Eukaryota, Metazoa, Chordata, Mammalia, Artiodactyla, Cervidae. The record is from the annotation of a GenBank genome assembly.